Emiliania huxleyi CCMP1516 is the source of this 1566-nucleotide messenger RNA. RefSeq lists its product as hypothetical. NCBI's taxonomy places the organism in Eukaryota, Haptophyta, Isochrysidales, Noelaerhabdaceae. The record is from RefSeq and is a predicted model, not a curated record. Bases 1 to 1566 code for a protein of 521 amino acids. The transcript has 9 exons.
AUGCCGCACCGAAAGGUGUGUUCCGACAAGCCGCAAUGGGGCAACAUGACCUGGUUUGAGCUCCCAAUUUCGCAGGGAAAGGUGUGCAUCGAGAUUCAGCAACGGGGCAAGUCCUUCAGGCCAACGCCAAUCGCAAUCGUUUCGCAGUUGGGGCGAAGUUCGGUCUUCCUCUUCGUAAUCGAUCGGCGGCGAGAGGCGGCGAGUGGCGAGGCAGGGAUCUCGGCGACGUUGGAGAGCGGGCGCACGAUGUCGUGGGCGACGCCCGUCCGCAGCCACGUCGUGGUGACGACGAUGGCGAGGAGCAUCACGGUGGAGAGGAGCGUCCCGGCGCUGCUUGGGCUCGCUCGAGUUUCCGGCGCGCUUCCCGCCACCGGCCCGUCCUUCUUCGAACACUGCCUCGAGUCGCAGCUCCCCGCGGCGCCGCACCUCAUCCUCGUCGAGUUCACCGUCAACCUUGACCACAACCCCGCCGCCUUCGAGCGGAUGCUGCGCAAGCUGCUUACGCUGCCUCGCCGGCCCGCGGUGGUGGUCGUCUCGAUGCACGGCUGGCGCCUGACCGACAGCCGCGGGAGGCGCGUCUCGCCCUGGCGCUGCGCCUUCCCGCGCGCGGGCGGCAAAGCGGAUCUCCCACUCCUAGGCUCCGACCAGCAGUGGGAGGACCAGGACCCGCGCGGCGACGAGGACAGGGUGGCCGAGCUCUGCCGCUACUACGACGUCCCGCUCGUCUCGAUGCGGGCCGCGCUGCUCGAGCCGGUGCGGCGAGGCGCGGUGCGGCUCGACGAGUUCAUGGUGGACUGCCGCCACCCGAAGGCGGAGGGGCACCUCGCGAUGGCCCGCGCGGUGCUGGACCGGCUGCUUCGCACGCGGCCCCUCGCGGAAGGAGCGGCUUGCUUCGACUUCUCGCUCGAGCAGCGCGGCAAGCCGGGCCUGGCGCGGCAGGCGGAGGCGGAGGCGCCGCGCAGGGGGAGGCGUGGCGCGGGCGACGGUGGUGGCCGGCGCCCCACCGCCACCCUCCCCGACCCAAAGUGCUCCGACCACGACGUCGGCGAGGCGGCUCACAACGGGCAGAGCCAGGCUUGCGCGCAGCAGCAGCCGUGGUGCCACUCUCGGAAGGUCUUCAAGCGCUGCCCGCUCACGUGCGGCCUCUGCAGCCGCGUGAGGGGCGGCGCCAACGCCACGACUUCGGUGCUGUGGCUGGCGUACCUGUCCUCAUACCAGCACAUGGGCCGUGCGCUCGUGCGGUGCAGCGGCGGGUGCGAAUGCGGCCCCGUCGAGAUCGACGCACACGUCCGCUCGGAGCGAGUCUCCGUCACGGCGGUGCAGCGGCUCGCGGUGGUCCACACGGCGGCGCACGGCGGGCCGGCUUGCGCGCUCGACUUGCGGAUCCUCCCGACGUCCUCCUCCGGCGAGCACAAGUGGAAGCUCCUCGGGCUGCUUCUCGGUGGCAACCUGGCAGGCGACGCCUGGAUGCCGCCCGGCUCCAUACGGUACGACGGCGACACGCGCUCCUUCUUCUUCCCGGGCGCAGACGAGAAGCUGCCGACGCAGACCUCGUUCGGACGCUGA